AUGAGGCAAGGCGAGACAUUUGGGGAUGUACAAAACUCUCUUGUGAGAGAUGAUUCCAUGGGUGAUAAUGCUCCCUCGUCUCUGCUGAGGAUCAGGCUUCAAAGUCGAGUUUUGACUUGGGGAUGGACGGACCGAAGCCCCUACGAGUACGACAACUUCAACGCAAAUGUCCUCUUCGAAGACGGAUUUGUUCACGCGUGGAGUUCGACGAAGGGUGGUCAAGCCUCGAACGAUCCUCCCGGCUCGUAUGAGCUUCCUUUUGUCCGCGGAGGAGGAAAUUUGCGGCAGAGGAUGGAGAUCGGAGUGUCGAGGCAAUGGCCUCGUCCGAUGCUUCGUUGGAAGGCGGGAAUACGGACGAGAAGAGGAGCGAUUCAUGACAUCUUUCCUAUAUCUCCCCUCGAGCAUCUCGUUGGGGUCCGGGAGGAAAGAAGGAGGAUGGCAGCCCAAACGUACAUUGUCAGCCUGUUGCUACUGGUCUGCUCGCAGUGGUCAUCGGUGGAUGGCCAGUGUGGCGGGAACUUCACGGAGCCCACGGGAAACAUCUCUUCACCCAAUUACCCUGAUGAGUAUCCCAACAACGCCUUCUGUGUGUAUGAAAUCAACGUGGAACCAGACAACGGGAUCGAACUCACUUUCGUCGAUUUCCAACUCGAGGGAUGCCCAUCGGAUACUGUAGAGGUUUUUCAUCCUUCCUCGGGUUUAACGGAGAUUUUCUGCAGGGGGUCCCAUCCCACCUGCCCGAUUCUCGAGCUAUCCAAUUCUCUCGUCGUCACAUUUCAGUCGGACGACUCCAUCACGUACAGAGGAUUCCUUGCCGAGUACCUGUCCUUCCCGCAGUCAUGCGAUAUAAGUGCAGGCUGGCUAUUUCACGGCGGACAGUGCUACUUCUACGUCGACGAGCCGAAGACUGCUCUCGAGGCCCAGCAGGACUGCCAGGGAAUCGAGGGGAACCUCGUCAGCAUUCACAACGACGAGGAAAACGCAUUCAUCGGUGGCAUCGCUCGAAACGCUCCGCUGUGGCUCGGGCUCCAGAGACAGGGCUCGACUUGGGAAUGGCUGGACGGAACCCCCUUCGACUACGACAACGUCAACCCGAAUUUCCUCUUCGAUGAUGAGUAUGCGAUCAUGUGGAAGGAUGAAUGGGGCAACGACGAUUGCGGCGAAUCCAAGCCCUUCGUCUGCCGUCUUCGGGCGGACGAAUGCCCGGAUUCGACCUGGCGCCAGGAGGGUCUCGAUUGUUUCCUCGUCGUCAGGGAUUCCCUCCCGUUCGCUUCCGCCGUUUCGUAUUGCGAAAACACAAGCCCGCCAUCGACGCUUUUGACGGUGCCGGACGACGCGAAUUACCAAUACCUCGUUGCUUUCGUUCUCAACGGCUUGGAGCCAGACGACGACACGGAUUUCUGGAUCGGGAUCGAGAGGCAAGGAUCGACCUGGAGCUGGAUCGACGACACCGCGUCCGAAUUGGCCAACUGGGCUCCGGGUUACCCUCUUGAGGAUUCUGGAAAGGAUUGCGCCACCAUCACCCUCAGUUCUUGGGACGAUUUCCCCGGCUAUUUUGCCUUCCCCUUUGUUUGCAAGAAAGUCCUUUCACGGCGACCUAAUUGAAAUCGGGACGGGA
Darwinula stevensoni is the source of this 1618-nucleotide messenger RNA. The record is from the annotation of a GenBank genome assembly. Lineage: Eukaryota; Metazoa; Arthropoda; Ostracoda; Podocopida; Darwinulidae.